Molecule: messenger RNA, 735 nt
Organism: Talaromyces marneffei
Lineage: Eukaryota; Fungi; Ascomycota; Eurotiomycetes; Eurotiales; Trichocomaceae
Exons: 4
Coding region: 1-735 (244 amino acids)
Source: RefSeq, a predicted model, not a curated record
AUGAUAGGGCCGGAUACUCGUGAAAUCGCUUACUGCGAUGGUGAGGUAUACGAUGCAGAAUUGGAUAAGAUUCAGCCAACACCGGGACAUUGUAUUUGGCUAGCGAAUCCUGCCAAUACGGAAGAUGGAGCUGCGUUGCUUCUGGAUGUUGAAAAUGGCACUAUAACCGAGUACUCAGUACGGAGUAAUCGGAAUGUCUGUCUCGAUGCAGAUCUGUACGAGUCACUGCCUCUGGAAGAUCGCUGGAUGGCUCAUUCCACAUUACCAGUCACUGAUUUAUUUCGCGCAUGGACCAACAAAUACAAGAAACUAGAAUGGAUGCCUUGCCUCAAGGAAGAAGGGCCAGGAACAGUCAUGUGGUUUAUCAGUCCCAAACAGGACGAUGCCAUAUUUGACGACGACGAUGACUAUUCGGAAGAUUGCGAUGAGAGUUAUGAGCCUAGUUCCGAGGAGUCGGAUGACGACAACUAUGAUAGCGAAGACUAUGAGGAUGAAAGUGAUCCGUAUGAGUACGAUAAUGAAGACGAAUUUGCAACAGUGGGCAACACGCGAGGAAAACUCGAACAAGAGAUUCGGUUAGGAGAUGGCAAGCUUCUUGCCACUGAUAAGCUUGCUUUGAUGAAGGUAGUGAAUGAAGCUUACUUGAUUUACAUUGAGAAUGGCUGGCCAGAUGCGUUCAACCACGACGAAUGCCAACGGCAAUUAUCUGAGCUUUCUAAGCAGAUAGAGCCAUAG